UGCACCAUUACAGAACUCAUUGCAUUCGCACCGUCAAGAUGGCGACUUCCAUGACUGUAUUUAUUUUUGUGACUUGUUUGUCAUUGCUUUGCACCUAUGUAUUAGGUGAAGGAAGGUUUCUACUAGCCCAUGUACCAGAAUACCUCAAAGUUAAAACAGAUGAAGGUCCUAUCAAUGCCAAUGAAGUCCCAGAUUUAUUCCAAUUAGCUUUAGGAUUUUCAAGUUCAAAGCCUUUAUCAUGGCAUGGGAUGUCAGCCGGAAGUAUCUUCAGAAGACCCAAAGCUGGUGUCCUAAUCACUGUAGAAGAGAUUCAAGGCACAGAUGCUCUCAAACCAUCAGCUCUUCAAUCCAUUCCUAUAAAACAGGUUCAACCUGGUAGUCUAACUCUCGACUCUGUAAAGGAUAAUAUUAUCAACAUGUAUGGGAAAAGCAAGCCUGUCUCAGUUGAGCUUGUGGCAGGUGCUGAGUUCAUUCGGUCACCAGAAGAGUUCCCAAAGCUUUUUGAGGGUCUUCCUCCACUCAGGCUAGACAGGAUGAUGCCCCUGCUGAAAGGAAGUACAUCAGUGACCCUUCAUCUUUCACCUUUGACUCUAAACCUGACCCACCAGUCUGAUGUCAACUUCUUCAGUGAGCUUCAGAUAAUGCAGGAAGUCCUACUAAAGCUGAAGGAAAACAGGGCUGUUGUUGAUGAUAAUGUGCCAGACAUCUACUCCUUUGAGCUGUCAGGGUUCAGGGCUCUGCAGUCCGAGUAUGGACCAGACUCGGCUCAGGUCGUUGAUGCUAUGAAUGUUCUAGCUGACUUUAUCCAGCAGUGGGGACGUGAGAUGAUAGAGCUUUAUGGUGAGGAUCUGUUUAUGGGCGUGGCUACUGUUCCAAUGGAAGCGUUCAUGCACAGACAGGGACGAUCCCUCAUGCAGGCUACAGAUUCAACAACAGAACCUACUAAUUCUCCAACUACCACCAAGGUUAAUCCAGCUACCACUGCUGGGCCCACCCCAGCCCCGGUCACCAACAUCACACCGUCGGCACUGAACGUGGCACCGUACUACGACGAGACCUUCCCAGUCUUCUUCAACAUUUUCCUCUGGAUGGGCAUCAUCCUGGUGAUCGCAGUCGUGGUCGUCGCCAUGAUGCUGGGUAACAUGGAUCCCGGUGACUCCAUCAUCUACAGAAUGACCAGUCAAAGAAUCAAGAUUGACUAAUUAAUCUAGAUUAUUGAAAUAGAUAGGCUUAUGUAUUAUCAUAUAGGGGGUAAUAGCAUUUAGGGUAUUGGAAGAUUUUGUUUACAUGUUAUCUCGGGGGUUCAGUCUGUCUAAAAUGCCAAAGAGAUUCAACUUGGUAAUAAACAAUGGAAUCACUUCCAUGGGACUGACUAAAAAAAAAGAUAUAUUAUUACUCGACUAAAGAUGCUUGCCUGACAUUGCAAGUGAAAAUUAGUGGUAUAAAAUUUACAGGGGGUAUACAUGUAUGCAAGUGGAGAGUGUAUGCUUCACACACUGAAGUCUAAUUUAAGCAUAUCACUUAAUCAUUACAUCUGUCUUUGAAUUUUCUUAUUUAGUCUUUUGUAUCACGUCUUGUUGAGGAAUCUUGUUCAGGCAAUCUGUUAGAGUACAUGUACAUUACCCUAUUUUGUAGUACAUUACUCUAUAAAGUAUGAGAGGCAUGUAACCAGAUUGUACAUGUAGGAUAAUCACAUUGAUUUUUCAAUGAAAAAAAGUAUACCUGCAGUAAUUAAAAUGUGCAAUUCUAUCAAUGUUUUAUUUUGAUCAAGUCCUUUCCUGCACAGAGAUGUAGGGAUUUAUUCAUUAUUUAGCUAGAAUGUUGACUUUGUUCAUUCUCUCAACUUCUCCAGUAUUAUGAAUAAAAACAUGUGCAUUUGUGCUGGUAUAGAGAGAUGACUUAUAUUGCCAGAAUCAGACUUAAUUACUUGUAGCUUAGCGUCAGAAAGGGGUAAAAUAAAGAUAUUGAGGGCAGAAUAUUUCAGUCAUUGCUCAUUAAUUGUGCAUGUGUAUGCAUAUUAAUCAUGAUCGAGUAACGAGUGUCUCCGCCAACUACAAUAUUGGAAGAAUGCAAUAAUGGUACAAUUAAAUAAAGGAAUAUGUUACUACUACAUGUAUGUAGUAUACAUGUAGAUGAGAUGCUUUUAAAAACAAAAGUUUGUGCCGCAUACUUUUUCAAGAAACCCGUACGGUGUCUUUCACUGCAGCUUUCUCAUAUUCUCUGUUGGGUUGUUCAUGUAGAAUUGAAGGAAUAAAUACAUGAUAAUACACUGAAGCGGGAUUCCCUCAGAAAGAUGGGGUCAGCUUUUUCUGGAGCACCUGAUAGGUACUCCAACCAUGCUCUAGCAUUGGUAUGCAUUUCAUGGCUUGGCCGAUAACACCCUGUAUCUCAUAAUUUGUGGGAAGCUUAAGAAAAGGCUUCAUUUCAAAAUAUAGCAGUGUUGGCAUUCUCAUUUUGUCUGAAAACAAUGUCUUGAUUUCUGUAAAGAACUCUUUUGAGGCAAAAGAAGGUUGCCAGGCGUUAGUUGCUACCUAUGUUAUAUCUCUAGACUUGCUUUUCUGAGCUGUCAUCGAAAUAUUCAUAUAUCUCCUGAUUUCUGUGAAGAACUCUUUUGAGGCAAAAGAAGGUUGCCAGGCGUUAGUUGCUACAAAGGUCUAUGUUAUAUCUCUGGACUUGCUUUUCUGAGCUGUCAUCAAAAUAUUUAAAUUUUGAGGUACAAGGUUUUAUCAGCCUAGCAACAAUAUAGAUAUAGGUGUUGUGGAUCAAUAUUUUUGUGACUGUUAUAG
Lytechinus variegatus (green sea urchin) is the source of this 2786-nucleotide messenger RNA. RefSeq names its product renin receptor-like. The transcript has 9 exons. Gene Ontology annotation, cellular component: membrane; external side of plasma membrane. Lineage: Eukaryota; Metazoa; Echinodermata; Echinoidea; Temnopleuroida; Toxopneustidae. The record is from RefSeq and is a predicted model, not a curated record. Gene Ontology annotation, biological process: positive regulation of Wnt signaling pathway. Gene Ontology annotation, molecular function: signaling receptor activity. The coding region runs from base 39 to 1202 and encodes 387 amino acids.